Messenger RNA from Chrysochloris asiatica (Cape golden mole), 883 nucleotides. RefSeq names its product chromosome unknown open reading frame, human C9orf171 (gene CFAP77). NCBI's taxonomy places the organism in Eukaryota, Metazoa, Chordata, Mammalia, Afrosoricida, Chrysochloridae. The coding region runs from base 29 to 883 and encodes 284 amino acids. The record is from RefSeq and is a predicted model, not a curated record. The transcript has 6 exons.
GCCGGCAGUCUCCCCAGCGGCCCCCAGGAUGCCUGAGGCUAAGACCGGUUUCCAAGAAGCCAUGCGAUGCAAGAAAAAGAAACAGCCAGCGCGCCGUACGGUCAGCCAGAUCUGUCCACCUCCGCGGCGGCCCCUGACGGUGGCCGACAUCCGGCCCGGCAUGGAGAACGAGAGGCUGGGAGUAGUGAGGGAUUCCAUGUUUCAGAACCCGCUCAUCGUCAAGGCUGAACUUGGCAAGCCCCGGGAAAGAAGUUGUAGUCUGCCUGGAAUUAAUUUUAAUUAUGGACUCUAUAUCCGGGGGACAGAUGGAGGGGUCCCUGCAGCCCUUGGACACUGGAAUGUGUUCAAGCAACAGCCCACCUGCCCCCAUGAGCUGACCCGAAAUUACAUUGCAAUGAACCGUGGAGCUGUGAAAGCUGGCCUGGUAACAGCCCGGGAGAAUUUCCUCUACCGCCGGCUCAAUGACAUCCGCAUCAGUGACCAGGAAGACCGGCACACAAAGAAGGAGCUGCCAGCUUUACCUCCAAACAUGACGUUUGGGACCCGUGCACGGCCUUCAACACCUUUCUUCGAUCUGCUGCAGCACCGAUACCAGCAGCUGUGGGUGCAGGAGCAAAAGGCCACCCAGAAAGCCAUUAAAAUGGAGAAAAAGCACAAGGUGAUCCUUGGGAAGCUGUAUGAGACCCGGAGUAGUCAGCUGAGAAAGUACAAGCCACCUGUGAAGCUGGAUGCACUCUGGCAAAUGCCUCACUUUCAGAAGGUGGGGCCCCAUCUCCAUACAUUCCCUACUGAAGCUGAUCGACAGAGAGCACUCAAAGCUCACCGAGAAGAGUGUGCUGUGCGCCAAGGUGCCCUGAGAAUGGGCAACUACACCCACCCUUAG